Messenger RNA from Neodiprion fabricii, 1870 nucleotides. RefSeq names its product thioredoxin-like protein 1. Bases 221 to 1744 code for a protein of 507 amino acids. The transcript has 12 exons. The record is from RefSeq and is a predicted model, not a curated record. Lineage: Eukaryota; Metazoa; Arthropoda; Insecta; Hymenoptera; Diprionidae.
CGCGAUGUCCCCGUAGUACAUCAGAAUUAUACAGCUUUUGUUGUAAGCCCUUAAAGCUGCAGUUUAUACUCGACUAUCGUUCGGGGCAGAUUUCUCAGCUGUGUUAUUCCGCCUCGAAUUAUCGCGUCUCUUCGCUCAUCCCUCUGCUCUUUUCAUCCCAACAUUACAAAGUACACUUCAUCUUCGAUAAAUCCAAGCUACCAUCGAUAAACACAAGAAAAUGCUGGGCCGAAAAAGGGGUGGAAUCAGCGCCGCCCGACGAAUGGCAAAGAAAAGCACACCGACUGCUUUGCAGACGGAAGUCAACACGGAUGACGACUGGUCCAAGAUAUUGGAGAGAAAAGGGCUCGUAGUGGUCGAUGUUUAUUCCGGAUGGAGCGGACCCUGCUCAGGGAUGAUAAGUCUCUUGAAAAAGGUCAAGAUGGAAAUCGGCGGAGACUUGCUCAGCUACGCUGUUGCAAAAUGUGACCAUAUCAAGGAUCUCGAACGUUUUAGGGGAAAGAGCGAGCCUACAUGGAUGUUUCUCCACAAUGGACGAAUGAUCAAUUUACUCUUCGGAGCCAACUGCCCGGAACUUCAGAGAGUCUUGAAUGAGGAGUUGCAAAGAUUGCAGACCGGAGAUCCUCCCGAAUUCUCAAUGGAAGUGACUGAACGAAGUCCAGAAGAAGAGAAGAGGUUGAGGAUUCUUGAAGAGACGAGACUGGCCAAAGAGGCUGCGAAAAGGGCUCAAGAAGAGGCUGAGAUAAAGGCAAAAUACGAAGCUGAAAUGACGCAUUAUACAACUUCACUGGCAAAGGAAACGUGCCUGAUACUUUAUCCGUGGGUAUUUAAGGACGAAGAAUUUCACAGGAGGGAUAAAAAAUCCAGCCCACCGUACAUGGAACUUAUCGAAGAAUUACUACCCGAAAAUUACAAGAUAGCUGAGGAGUUUAGAAAGCAAUUGGACGAAACGAUGAUCAACGAUAUGCUCAAGGAGUCAGAUUACGAAAUGACGGAAACUGCGAGGAAAUUUUUGCUCGAUGGAAAAUGUAUGUGCAUGCGACUGAAAAUCAGCGAUAAAAAGUUGGAGAUGGACGUUGAAAAGUAUCUGCUGAACAUUCUGUUCGGUGAACCGUCGCUGCCCAAACCUGAUAAACUUCCGAUGGAAGGCUGUUUCGGCGAGCGCCAUCGACCCGCUUUUACACCACCUUCGAAGGACGAUAUUUACCCCGUCGUUUGGGCCCCGCCAAAUUCUCGAAGCAAAGCCACCGUUUUUCAAGUCAUAUUUCGAAACUACGUCGAGAAAAAUUAUCCGUUCGAACACGAAAUGUCUCGGCCACCGGUGAUUGUGUUCAAAUACGACAGUACGAAAAAGAACGACAUCAAGAUGAUCCUGAGCAACUACAAAUCCGAUUUAAUCAACUUCGGUGUUUUUGAACGCGACAAACCGCCGGAGGCUAAACGCAUUGCCAUGUCCAUCGAAGAGUACGAGGAAAAGGUCGAGGAGCGAACGGGGUACGAAGUAUUCGUUUGCGUCGUUAAAAAGAUAGACAGCGAAUCUUUUUUGGCUUUUGCGGGGAUCGGACCUUAUCACGUUAGCGAGAGCCCCGAAAAGGCCGUCGACGAAACUGCGGUUUACUUUCCGGCUCCAGGUCUCGUUGAAGAAGUGCCGUCUGACGAUGAAGAGAACCUUGAAGGGGAAGAGAACCCGGAAGGACAAACAGAGGCCACUGAAACACCCGAAGCGAAUCCUGCCGGAUCAUAAAUAAACGAGCGAAGCUGAUGGCGAGAUUUUAAGAUUUUAAGGUACUUGUUAAGUUUUAACCAGUAAUAGAAAUAGUUACAAGAAUUGAUGAAUAAAAUUGUAUCAAAAUAUUGGAAGGUAAAUGAG